ACACCCGGGGGCAGUUCGAACUGCAUCAUCCACUGCGGGUGGGCGAUCGGAAUGCGAUGCGCAUGGGGCCCCCGGCUAAGGCCGUAGUUAAAAGCUUAGUAGGGGUCGAUCUUCCGGAUACGAUGGGCCUUGUCGUUCCUUGACCGAGGGGAUCGACAUUUCCGACACGCUGCCACAAUCCUAAGUCACUCGAGACCCUUUUCCUCCGUCCAACUAAUCCAGGGUCCUCGUUCCCUUAUCUGCUAGUCCAACAACGAUGACGCGAUCGGCCGGGGCAAUUGGCAUCACCUCCCCACUUUUCAGCAGUAUUUAUUCCCUGCUCCCUGCCAAAUCACCCGUUUGUCUCAGCGCGCGCGAGUGCCUCUAUCCCGCCACACCACCAUGGUCCGCUGGGGAAUUCUCGGAACCGGCGACAACGCCCUCAAAUUCGGCAAAGAUCUACUGAUCGACCCGACCACCCGCGACGUGCACGAUGUGACCCACGACCUCCUAGCCGUUGCCUCUUCGACCUCCCUCGACAAGGCCCAAUCCUUCCUUUCGGCCGUUCGGGCGCCCUCGACCGCCCGGGCCUACGGAUCCUAUGAGGCCCUCCUUGCCGAUCCCGAAGUCGAGAUCGUCUACAUCGCCUCGCCCCAUUCACACCACUUUCCCCAUGCUCGGCAGGCCUUGUCUGCCAAUAAACAUGUCUUGUUGGAGAAAGCGUUUACCGUGAAUGGCGCGCAAGCUCAGAUUCUCGUGGACCUAGCCAAAGAACGAGGGUUGUUUUUGAUGGAAGCUUUAUGGACGCGCUUCUUCCCAUUGACGCGCCAUGUGCAGCAACUCGUCCGGGAUGGGAAAAUCGGUACCGUCCAGCGCGUGGUCGCGGAGCGGAAUUUGGGCAGGAAUGUGGAGCGACUCUAUGGCACUUCGCAUCGAUUGGUCAAUCCUGAUUUAGCCGGGGGAGCACUGUUGGAUCUGGCCGUGUAUCCCCUUACCUGGGUCCGACUCUUCCUGCCCUCGGAGGGAGACUCGCGUGUCACGAGCGCGGUAAUUCCCUACGAGGCAACCGGAGUCGACGAAACCGUGACAGUGGUGAUCACCUCCCCUGCAACAAAGACGCAGGGCAUCGCGACCGCCAGUCUGCGCCUCACGGCCGAUCCCAGCGAGCCGGGGGUGCGUAUUCUUGGCACGCAGGGUCAGAUCCAGGUGUUUGGGCCCGCUGCUCGCCCGGACUGGAUCCGCGUGGUCACGUACGGAUCGGCGAAGGCGCCCGAGACGAUCAACUUUCCAAUCCCUGUGGGCCAUGGCCUGUUCUGGGAGGCGGAUGAAGGUGCUAAGUGCAUUCGGGCGGGGCGGUUGGAGUCGGCGACGAUGCCGUUGGGGGAUACGACGUGGAUGAUGAAUGUGUUGGAUCAGGUGCGCCAGCAGCAUGGCUUGCGGUAUCCGGAGGAACUGGAGUCGACGGGGGUUUGAGGCGGGGGUGUGGGAUGGGAAGAUCGAUAUUUCCUGAGUGUCCACGUACAUGUGGGAAUCACGGAGAAAGGGAAAUUCAUGCUAGCUAGAGCUGAUCGAAAGUACUAGACAUGAGGUCUGGCAUGAGUUGCAGCGACCGCGUAAAGCCAAAGGAGCGCCCUGAGCGGGAGCGGA
Messenger RNA from Aspergillus ibericus CBS 121593, 1626 nucleotides. Its product is annotated as Gfo/Idh/MocA family protein. The transcript has 4 exons. Lineage: Eukaryota; Fungi; Ascomycota; Eurotiomycetes; Eurotiales; Aspergillaceae. Gene Ontology annotation, molecular function: nucleotide binding. Bases 382 to 1452 code for a protein of 356 amino acids. The record is from RefSeq and is a predicted model, not a curated record.